GAACGCUGUUUCCCAGCUGAAGAAAUGAAACAGGCGGAGGACGUUUUCCGCAGUUUGUUUCUGACACACAGCACAAAACGAGCGGACAGAAGAAGGAUACACAAAGUUUCCGACAUCGCUCCCAAAACGCAUUCGGUCAUUUAUGUUUUAAAACAAAAUUAAACGCCUUCCGUCGUGUUUUUUUUCCCGUUCAGAAGUGAAACGUUAGUUUGUCGCAGUUCCGUGGAAGUGAGUUACUGAGCUGUGUUGAGGGCGCAGAAAUUUAGCGGAUUUAAUGAUUUUACCUGUUUUCGCUGUGAAGUUUACUCCAGCUAAAGAGCAACGAGUUCGUCCUUGUUUUACCACUCAGCCAGCGGGAUCUCAGCGAACUGCACAACUGGAGACUUCAAGGAUGUUGGGGCUAGCACAGCACAAAUGCCUCCUGCAUUUUUGACCCAGAAUGGAGCUCAAAGUCUGGGUGGAUGGAAUCCAGAGGGUCAUCUGCGGUGUCACUGAAGCAACCACUUGCCAGGAAGUAGUGAUUGCUCUGGCCCAGGCUAUAGGUCGCACUGGGCGAUACACUUUGGUGGAAAAAUGGCGAGACACAGAGCGUCAUCUUGCUCCUCAUGAAAGCCCUGUGGCCUCACUUAACACCUGGGGCCAGUACGCUGGUGAUGUCCAGCUGAUUCUACAUCGCACAGGACCAUCUCUGACUGAGCGGCCCCCCUCUGAAGGGCCACCUCUCAAGGGUCCGGAACGUGGGCUGCAUCGGCAGAGCCUCCCUCCCCUUGCAAAGCUUCGCUACCCCAACGAUCGAUCUCUCCGCCGCCGUGAGCCGCGACGGAAGUCUCUCACAUUCACCGGUGCACCCCGAGGCCUUAAAGAGAUACUGAGCGGAGGGCAUCUUGGAGAGGCUGAGGCCAAAAGAAGACUUCUGAUGGGAAAUGCAGGAGUGCCCAUUGGUACCACAUCUGCUGGCUUGUGGGCGUGUCGCAUGGAAGAUCUGGUUAGACUGGUCAGUGUUCAGAGCGAGACUCUUAAUGUGCUGGAGAAGAAGCUGGAGGCCUACGAGGCUGAGCUCCAAGCCUGGGUUGAGGGCCGAGGAGGAAGAGGUGCAGGGCUUGUUGGAGACCUAGGUGGAGGGCUAAUGCAGGAGAUUCUGAGGAUGGAGAAACAUCUGAGGAAAAAUGAGGUUGAAAUGGAAGAGGAGGAAUUUUGGGCCACAGAGCUUCAAAUUGAAUUGGAGAGUGAGAGACAGCUGGAGGAGAGGCUACAGGAACUACAAGGUCGUCUGCAGGGUUGUGAACUGGAGAUUGGAGAAAAGAUGGCAAUAGUUCAGGGUGUAGAGGCAGGGAUGGAAGAGGAGCGAAUUCAGAGAGAGCGGCAAGAGACACAGUGGCUCAGUGAGGCAGAGGCUCGGGCUCAGCUCCUCAGAGUCAAAGCAGAGCUGAAAGCUCAGGAGAGACAAGCUGUCCAGCUGGAGAGCAGCUGCAGAGCUGUGGACAGGUCACUCGGACAAAGCAGUAAAAAAGUACAGGACAUGCAGCGUGAGCUGGAGCAGCUGACCAAAGAGUUGAGGCAGGUUAACCUGCAGCAGUUCAUCAAGCAGACAGGCACCAAGGUCACAGUGCUGCCGGCUGAACCCGCUGAGGAUGAGAGUACGCACAACGGCCACAGCAUUGAAUCAGUUCCACUGUCUGGCUCGCUGAAGCGUCCCGUGUCAUCACACACAAUGUCCAAUCACCUCCGGGUCCUGCACAGCCCACUCACUUCUGGACUAAACCCAGAGGGAAUCUAUGUGUGAUGCUCUAAAACAUGGUGCAACAUGGAGGGAAAUCGCCAUGUCUCCUCAACUGAGAUUAUUUUUACCCCAGAAACCAGAUGUUUUUGGAUAUCUUCUUUUUUAAAUAUAGGAUACCUCAGCAGCACACUCCUGUGUAUACUUUUUUCAGCUUCCUGGGAUAUUUUCCCAAUUCUAGUAAUUGGUGUUGGUCCUGAAGGUGACCUUGACUGUGGAGGCUCAUGUCAUGGAGGAAAAGUGUUGAUUGGAAGUUAUGCACCACUUAGUGUAAGUGGAAGAUUCCAUAUUAUAUUAUGAAGGAAAAAAGCAUUAAAAUGGCACUGUAUGCCCCAGCGUUCCGUCUGUCUACAGGCUGAGACUUUCUAAAUGUCACACUGUUGUGACCGUACAAUAAACAAUUCUGUUAAGGGACUUGUACUCACUUUUAAUACCUGCUGUAGAAUUUGUAUUGUCACUAGCAUCAUGAUUGAGAAAUGUUGCCUUAGCCUUGUUGAGAAUAUUAGUAUGUGACUCUUGUUAACUAUAUAUCUGACAGUAUGCGGGAUGUAGGAUCAUUUGUGCAGUUACUAUGUUUUGUUUUUUUGCUUUUUCAGCUUAAUUGCUGCCUCGUAUAUCAAUCAUGAUCAAAUAUUUAUCUUUAGAGUCUAUAACUUUGCAAAUGUAUUCUUGUAGCUAUGACCUUUAAUCCAAACUAUGCACAAUUGUUUAAUUUGUUAUGAAGAAUGUUAGCAUCUGUAUAAACAAAUAUAGUGGAAUAUGAAUGUUUUAUAUUUGUAUACAAGGUGGAGUAUUCAGUUACAAAAAUGCAGUUCCCUCAUUCCUGCAGUUAUGUCUACACAAUGAAGCAGUAUUAAAUUCCUUGUUUAAGUGUUUUAAUCUGGAUGCCUGUAUAGUAUAUUUUUGCCAAAUGCAUUAUUUUUCAUUCUGUGAGGUUCAGUGGCCAAAGAAUAUCUGGUCCUGUUGCAUGUUUGUGUUGAUCUAGAUUUGCAGAACACCCACGCUAAAGUAAACAUGCUAACGGCAAAGUACAACAGAUACUGAAUACGAUAUGUACAUGAAUUAAAGGGACAUUCUUUGUGCAGAGUGAAAAUAGCCAAGUUAUUAAUCAAAGCCUUUUUGGUUGUACUUCAGCUGCUAAUCACAUCAAAGUGCCUUUAUAUUCACUUAAUGUAUAUUGUACACUAAAAAUAUAGAAGAAUAAUUCAAGCAAUGGUCAUUGUAGAAAAUUUAAUAGCUGUAUUGUUUGCAUGCUGAUGUCCUGAGAUAAACUGCAAUAUAUUUUGAGGAAACUUGCCUUUUAUCACGCAGUAUUUUGUAGAAAUGUGAAUGGAAAGUACGUACACUUGGCUACUGUAUUAGCCUCACUAUACUAUGUGAUGUCAAGUGCAUUCAUGCAGAUUCUGAUUGUCAUGUAGCACAUACGUCUCACUACUGUCAUCCUGGGAUAAGUGAAGUAUUUUAAUACAGAAGUUACACUGAAUUAUUACAAUGAGUUAUUUUUGUCCUUGAGGGGCUUGGUGGUCAGGUUGUUUGAAAAUCCAGUUGGAUUCUUUAUUAAUUGACUGGCUCAGCCAUUCCCAAAAUUAAGAAUGCUGCAGCCCAGUUUGAAGUCUGAAAGUCAUCUAAGGCCCACCAAAACCUUCAGUCACAAUGUUCGACACUUCCUUAAGAGGAAGUACAUUCAUGUGAACGAUAUGUUAAACUAGCUCAGAUAAAUGGACACACAAUUUAAAUCCUGUGGCUUUGUCAACUUCUGAUUAAUUGAUGAUAAAAAAAAUUUAAUUUGAACAACUUUUUUUAAAGGAAGUUUUAAACUUAUGAAAUCAGAAAACACUCUUUUUUUUUUUUUUUUUUUUUUAAGAUUUUAAUGAUUUUCAUGCCUCAUAAUAAAGCUAUGCUUUGGAACCACUGGUAUGGCUGAUUGGCCUGCAAAAUAUUAGUGCAAAUAUGUCUGUUUUCUGGAGGCUGACUUGGUUUCCUCCAUCCAAAAGUCCAAAAUCCACUCAAAAGGACUUGAAGUAAAUUAUUACCAGUUAAGCUAACAGCUUAUUUUUGGUUAUCAAAUAAUCAACCAUUUUUAGCCAAUGUAGCCAUUAUCUACAGAAUGCACAAAGCUUCUCAUUACUAAGUUUAAAAAAAAAAAAAGUCUGUGAUAAGUAGCAUUUUGUGUUGGAGUGGAUUUUCCCCUCUUAAGUCUGCGUGUGUGUGUGCAUGUCCCACCCUGGGAUGAGACGUAGGUGUGGUCACUGUUUACAAAUGCAAGUAUUUUAGAAAACUGUAAGAUGUCACCUGUACAUGUUUUGUGUUUUUUGCCUUAAUAGACUGCAGAGUGACAGACAUGCGGCUGUAACGCUGUCGAUGACACAGAGUGCAUGAUUCAAUAAACCAUCAGACAAAAUCACUGCU
Thalassophryne amazonica is the source of this 4186-nucleotide messenger RNA. It is a transcript of the gene rassf8a, whose product is annotated as ras association domain-containing protein 8. The transcript has 6 exons. Lineage: Eukaryota; Metazoa; Chordata; Actinopteri; Batrachoidiformes; Batrachoididae. Gene Ontology annotation, biological process: signal transduction. The record is from RefSeq and is a predicted model, not a curated record. Bases 440 to 1783 code for a protein of 447 amino acids.